UCCGCCUCCAACAGUGAUGGAGUAUAUGGGUCCGAGCCCCCGGACCCACAUACUCGGAAGAACAGAAAGCACAUACACUGAGUGGCGCCCUCGUCGGCCAAGGGACCCCCGUCGGCCGAAAAGGUGUCAACUCAGAUUAUGGUCCUGAGCCCAAGGAGCCCGGGUGCCCUCGUCGGCCGCGCCCUCGUCGGCCGUGCCCUCGUCGGCCACGCCCUCGUCGGCCACAAAGACCUCACAAAACCGGAUUUUACACUUACUUAUUUGUACAGCCCAUUAGUGGCUUUGUAUUCGGCCCAGUAGCGGUCCAGUUGUAAAUGGGCCUCCCUAGCCCAAGGCUUGGGAGCCCAGCCCGUAUUUUCUCUAUAAAUACUCCCUUUGGGAGUAGUUAUAGGGGUUACAAAUUCAUUCUAUUGAAGCAUAUUAUUGCACUUCUCUCUCUAGCUCUCACUUCUCUCUAGAUAUACUCUAUCAUUUGGUGCUCUCGUUGAGAGCUAGAACAAUCAAGUUAGCACCCUUCGUCGCUACCAAGCACAGCUAACCACUGAUCAUGGGAAGAACUAAGUCAAACCGCAACCUCGUCAGCAAGGCCAUCCCUGAGGACCAAGAGCCCAGGGAGCACGAUGAGGACGCCACGGCCGACCAGGUCGGCGGAGGGGACCUCUUCCAGGAGGCCUUCAACCUCACAACGGACCUCCGAAACCAACUCAACGGCGGAGCCCCUGAUGCCCGCCUCGGCCUGGACAAGAAACGAGCUGAGAAGACGGAUCACGCCCCGGCCCAGCCUAUGGCCGCGGCCUCUCCGUCCGUGGAUCCACAGGUCCAGGCCGCGCUGUCGGUCAUCAUCGUCAGCCUGGCUCAGAACCCCACCGUCCUCAGCGCACUCUUGCCAAGGACCGGGGGGAACGUCACUCAACCUCCUCAGCCCCAACCGUUGGCCGACCAGAUAGGCAACGAUGAGGGGGUAGUGGCCCAGGACACGGCGUCGUCCCACUCCCACCCUGCUUCCCCUCUUCGGCCCGGGCAGACCCCAGCGCGUGGAAAAGCCUCUGCCUUCAACAGGCUAGGCGACACGCGCCGUCGUCCGGUUUCGGAGAGGAUGGCGGGACGGAUUGGUGAGCGUCGUCCUGGCUCGCCGAGGGAAAGCUUGGGGUCUGUGUCCCGGACAGCGGACCAGCCCCGCCCGGACAGGGGCAAGGGGAAGCUGCACGAAGACGACGUGCGCCACCAGAUCAAUGCGGCUCACGGCGAGCGCAUGAGGAACCAGCCGGGCACCGCUGCGGCCGCCAGGGACCCCCGGGACGAGGUCAUCGCCCAGCUGGAAAGGAGGCUGGCUCAGAUGGAGGCCAAGCAGUCGGCCAACAUCCCUACGGCCGGCGCCUCCAACGACCCCGGCCUCAACGCGCUCAUGAAUAAGGUUAGCGCUCUGGAGAGGGAGCUGGCCGAGGGGCGAGGUGACCCCAUCAUCCAGGUCAGGACCAGGACCCCUUUCACCAACAGGGUCCUCUCGGCCCCCAUCCCGGAGAAGUACAAGGGGAACUUCAUCAAGUCCUACGACGGCCGAUCAGACCCCCAGGAACACUUCAGCCGUUAUCAGAACAACAUGCUGAUGGUGAACGCGUCCGACGAAUACCUCUGCCGUUGGUUCCUCUCUACUCUCAAGGGGCCAGCGUACGAGUGGUUCAACGCGCUCCCCGAAGGGAGCAUCGACUCAUGGCAGGAUCUCGCCCAACGCUUCCUCACUCACUUUGCCGGGAGGAAGCGUGCGAAGAAAUAUUUCACCCACCUCCUCUCCGUCAAGCAGCAGCACGAGGAGCCCCUCCGAGCAUUCAUCGAUCGGUGGACGAGAGAAACCGAGGAGGUCGAGGGGGCCGAUGAGCGCACCCUCCUCGCCUUGUACCAAGGAGCCCUCCGCAGCUCCCCAUACGCUAGGAGCCUUAUCACCGACCCUCCGAGGUCGUACGCCAAGGCGCUCCAGCGUGGAGGCUUGUACGCCGACGCCGACGAGCUCCAUAAUCACAAGAGAGAGGGGGGCCAUCCCUCCAAGAAGACAAAUCCUUCGCCGGCCCCGGGUCCGUCCCCGGCCGGCCAGGGUACCCAGGGCCGUCACGGCUCUGGUGGACAGAGUAAGAAAGAUCGCCACUGGCGGCCAAGGUUGGAACGGCCGGGAGUCUCCCUCACUCACCCGGUCGGCACCAUCCUCGAUUAUGCCGAGAAGCACAGCCUCAUUGAGCAGGCUCCUCGACCGGCCGAGGAGAUCCUUGCCAUCCAGCAGGGCGGCACAUACUGCCGGUUCCACAAGAACUCGUCGCACAACACCGACGAUUGCAUCACACUGAAGAAGGCCAUCGAGCGCCUUAUUCGCCAGGGGGAACUCUCCCAGUUUGUUAAAGGUGUCCCACGCAAAAACACAUGGGUAAACACCGGCAAACAUGGGGGCGAACCCUCUGCGAAGAAGCGAGAGAUUGGUAGGCUCAGCGACGACGAGGACUUCGAAGAGCCCCCGCCAAAGAAGAAUGACAUUCACCUCAUCGUAGGUGGAAACACUGGGGGGGACUCCGCCACUCAGAGAAAGAAAUGGGCCCAAUCCCUCUACAUAGGGGAGGUGUCCCACGUUCCCCCCCAGCCGAAGAGGCAGCGGACGGAGGCGAUCACCUUCACCGACAAGGAUUUGCCUCCGGGUACGGAAUCACACAGGGACGCCCUCGUCAUCCGGUGUGAGAUCGGUGACUCCGUCAUCCACCGCACUUACAUCGAUACGGGGAGCUCCGUCAACGUGAUGUACCUGGAUACCUUCAGGCAGCUGAAGCUGGACAGAGCUCUGCUGAAGCCGAUCAAGACACCGUUAUCCGGCUUCCCCGGGGACUCUAUCGACGCCGAGGGCACGAUAGUCCUCCCCGUGGAGGUCGGUGACGGCCCCCACCACGCCAGGAUUGACAUGGAGUUCAUGGUGGUCAACCUCCAGUGCGCCCACAACCUGAUCUUGGGCCGGCCAGCGCUGGAGGACUUGGAGGCCAUCAUCUCCAUGAAGCACUUAUGUCUGAAGUUCCCUACCAAUGACGGCAUCGGCUACGCCAGAGGAAACCAGAGGAUAGCCAGGGCGUGCUACCUCAAACUAACGAGGCCGGCCGAGAGGGAAGGCCAGAGGAUAGACACCAUCACGGCCGCCGUCGCCACGGACGAGGAGAGGCCACAUGCGGAGCCGGUCGAGGAGGUCGAGGAAAUCCCUCUGGAUACCUCCCGGCCGGAUCGGGUUCUCAGAGUCGGGAAGCAACUCCCCCAGGACCAACGAGACGCCAUCCUCCUCGUCCUACGGUCGUACGCCGUUGUCUUCGCGUGGGGCCCGGACGAUAUGCCAGGCAUCAGCCGCAAGGUGAUCACUCACCGGCUGACCGUCGAUCCGGCCUCCGCGCCCGUCAAACAGAAGCGGCGCUACUUGUCCGCCGACAGGCGGGACUUCGUCAAAGGGGAGGUCGCCAUGCUCCUCUCAAUCAAACACAUUAAAGAGGUGAAGUACCCGACGUGGUUGGCCAACGUCGUCCUCGCCCAGAAACCGCCGACGUUUAGAAUGUGUGUUGAUUACACUGACCUGAACAAGGCGUGCCCCAUGGACCCGUUCCCUCUCCCCAACAUUGAUCAGCUGGUGGACGAGACGGCGGGGUGCGAGUUGAUGUCGUUCCUCGACGCUUUCAGAGGGUACCACCAAAUCUCCAUGCAUGAAGAUGACACUGAGAAGACGGCAUUCAUGACCCCAGAGUGAAUCUUUUGCUGCCUCGUCAUGGCCUUCGGACUAAAAAACUCCGGCGCCACCUACACUAGGAUGGUGGCCAAGAUCUUCAGAGCGGUCCUUGGCCGGACGAUGGAGGCGUACGUCGACGACAUGAUCGUUAAGAGCAGGCAGGCCUCCUCCCACGCCGACGACCUCCGGGAAAUAUUUGAAAUCAUGAAGGAGUUCAGGCUCCGGCUCAACCCCAAGAAGUGCGCCUUCGGCGUCCAGGGUGGCAAGUUCCUCGGCUACAUGGUCAGCCGGAGAGGCAUCGAGAUAAACCCGGAGAAGAAGUAGGCCAUCAUCAACAUGGAGCCGCCCUUAACGUCAAGGAAGUACAACGACUGACGGGGCGCCUGGCGGCCCUGAACCGGUUCCUCUCCAGGUCAGCCGAGAGGGCACUCCCUUUCUUUCAGAUCAUGCGUAAGGCCAACAGCUUCAAGUGGACGACGGAGUGCCAGGAGGCAUUCGACGAAUUGAAGCGGUACCUGUCGUCCCCACCCGUGCUCUCCAAGCCCAAAGCCGGCGAAACCCUCUUCUUGUACUUAGGGGUGAGCACGUCGGCCAUCAGCUCCGUGCUCAUCCGUGAGGACGAAGGGGUGCAAAAGGCCAUCUUCUACAUCAGCAAGACACUCAGGGAGGCCGAGCUCAGGUACUCCCCCAUUGAGAAGACGGUGCUGGCCAUCGUCCAUACGGUGAAGAAGCUGGGACACUACUUCCAGGCCCAUGCCGUCCAUGUGCUAACCCAGCAGCCUCUCGGCGCACUCAUGAGGAGCCCCACCAGCUCCUCCAGGAUGGUGAAAUGGGCGAUCUUCCUCAGCCAAUUUCAAAUUGAGAUCAAGCCAAGGCCAUCUAUCAAGGGGCAAGCCUUGUCCGACUUCGUCAUUGAAUGCACAGCAAGGGAGACGGCCGUCGCCAACCCCGGGCCGGAGCCGGACGAUACAUGGACCCUGUUCACUGACGGCUCGUCGGCCGCGAAAUCAUGCGGCGGCGGCGUCCUCAUAUCCCCUGAAGGAUUCAGAGCUUACUAUGUCAUCCGCUUCAACUUCAAGGUAUCCAACAACGAAGCCGAGUAUGAGGCCCUCCUCAGCGGUCUCACACUCGCCGCCGACCUCAAGGCCAAGCACCUCAAAAUCAAGUGCGACUCCAAACUGGUAGUGGGCCAGGUGGAGGGAUCGUACGAAGCAAAAGAAGGCCGAAUGAAGCAGUACAAACAAGCGGCGGAGGAGUUGCUGAAAGCGAAUGAAACCCACGAGAUCACUCAGAUCCCAAGGGCCGAGAACGCCGAAGCCGACAUCCUCUCCAAACUCAGCUCGGACACCCCGGAGCACAUCUCCCAGUUGGCCAAGAUCGAGGAGUUGAGCAUGUCCAGCAUCCAUGCCAGCCCCAUCUUGUGCGUCCAACAGUGACCAGAGGACUGGAUCUCCGACAUCGCCACCUUCAUCACAGCGGGGGAGCUGCCCCCGGACGCGGAGAGGGCCAAACUUGCCAAACUCAGGGCCCCAAGCUACACCAUCGAAGAUGGCAAACUCUACAAACGGUCCUAUAAUGGCACUCUCCUCCGAUGCCUGCACCAGGACGAGGCCGACAUGGCCAUGGAAGAAGUUCAUUGCGGCGUCUGCUCCUCGCACCAGGGUCCUUUCAGCAUGUCCCGACGUCUCGUCGUCUAGGGCUUCUUCUGGCCGACGAUGGCGCGAGACUGCGCGGAUCUGGCCAGGAGGUGUACCACGUGCCAGGUGCUCCAGAAGGCCCCUGGUCGGCCAGCCGUCAACUACGCCCCCGUCAGCACUGCAAUUCCAUUCUCUAGAUGGGGGAUUGACCUGGUCGGCCCUCUGCCCAGAGCCGCCGGGAACAACCGCUACAUCAUCGUCGUCGUCGACUACUUCACCAAGUGGGUCGAGGCAGAACCCCUGGCCAGCAUCACGGGAGCCAGAUGCCAAAAAUUUGUUUACAAAAACAUCAUCACACGCUUCGGCAUCCCCCAGGAGAUUAUAUCAGACAACGGCACCCAAUUCGAGGCAGCCCCUUUCCAGGAGCUCCUCCGGGAGUUUGGGGUAAAGCAUCGUUUCUCCUCCGUUGCCUACCCUCAGGGCAACGGGCAGGUCGAGAACGCCAACAGAACAAUAAUGGAGGGGCUGAAGAAGAAGCUCCAGGCCGCAGGAAGUAGUUGGGUCGACGAGCUCCCCAACAUCCUGUGGUGCUACAGAACCACACCGAGGAGGGCGACGGGUGAAACACCUUUCGCCCUAUGCUACGGCUUCGAGGCAAAGGCGCCCACGGAAGUUGCCAUCCCCAGCCGACGGGUGGAACGAUAUGAGCCUGACGCCAACGAAGAGAACAUGAAGAUUGACCUGCACCUGGUCGAUGAAAGGCGUGAGCAAGCUUACGUCCGAGCAGAGAACUCCCGGCGUCAAGUAAAAUCAUACUAUGACGCCAAGGUACGCUUCCGGGAAUUUCAGGUGGGGGACUACGUCCUCCGCCGAAGGGAAGCAAGCCAGGCGACAGAGGGUGGCAAGCUAGCAUUGAAGUACGAAGGGCCCUACAUCGUCAGUGCCGUGGUCAAACCCGGCACCUACAAGCUUAAACGCCCGAAUGGGUCCAAUGUACCACGAACAUGGAAUGUACACCAUCUGGUGAAGUUUUAUCAGUAAUCCGAAGGAGGUGUAGACGGCGAAGCCCUCACCUCUUAACGGGUCACUGAUUGAAUGCCACCCUCGGCCUCGAGCCACUUAUGAAUAAAAUCAUGUUCCUGAUUUUUUCUCUGGAAUUUAAAGUAAAACAUUAGCAGGUGCCCCGUCGGCCACCUUAGAGCGAAAGGCUCAGGCAUGGCCGACGUGGCCCCUUGCAUUUGCAGCCUACGAGCGACAAGCUCUGGCACUCCAUUGUAUUUUGUAUCAGCGAAGGGCUCAGGCCUAGCUGAGAGAGCACAUCGUCCUGGCCCCGUAAGCCUAGAAGUGAAACGCUCAGGUAUGGCCGACGAUUUCCCCAGGACGAGGGGCCCGCAAACGGCCCACGUCUUGAAACGGGAAGCUCACCGCGUCGUCCACGCGCUAGAUCGCAGGACGACACGCCUGAAAUCAUGGCCGAGGUGACAAAAUCCCAAAACUCAGGGAAGGGCAACGACAGCCGUUGGAAACCGACCAAAAGUCUAGUCCGCGUCAUAAAUAGGCGACGGGACCCGCCCUGAGAUUACGGACGUUAUAAACGAAGUCCGAACCGACCGAAGGACGAGCACACCCUUCGGCCGAAGCCUGAAAGAAGGAUACUCCCCGAAAGCAAAAAAAAAAUAUACAAGGGAAAAAGAGGGAAGCCGACGGCCGUGCACAUUAGCCGGCCUCGAGCAAUGAAAAAAUAAAAUCCCCACAACUCAGGCCAACUAGGCCAAGUACAUAUCAGUUCAACACAAGUAUAGUACCACUGACAGGUAAACAUGGACGACACGUCCACGCACCACAAGGGAAUGGUCAAGGCCGAAACAUACGCCUAUAAAACCCUAACCAAAUCGGUUGGGUGACACGCGAGAGGUAACCUUCAUCGGCCACAGCCCUUUGAAGCACCAACGCUCGGUAUGAAACAAAGAACCACAAUCCUGAGGAUGACUAGGACGAAGCGGGCACUUAUCACACCCAUGGAGGAAUCAAGCAAUCAAGAAACAAUCCCUACUUGCCACAGCACCCCGGAUAGCCGAUACAGGCACUGGAACCAUGGCUGUUGGUCAAGCGAAAGUUCUUUGGGAAUUUGUUCAAGUGUUUACCAAACACUUAGAGAAUUCUGAGGAAAAAAGUUCCUCAAGAAGGAACUAUGCCUUAGCCGAUGAAGGAAGGGUCUUCAUCUUGGGGAAAGCAAGGGGCAUCCUCAUCGGCCACAAAUCCAGACCUGUGGCCGAUGAUGGUAAGGCCACCUCCUAGCCGGCAGCGGUACCACAAAGAAGGAACUCUGUCUUACAUUUAUACUUAGAAAAAUCUCUAAGUACUUAAAUGGAGGAACUGUAGACGAAGCGGGUACCUGCAUACUCCAAGGUCGUUAGCUACCUACGCCUCGCAUAUGUACUUAGAAAAAAAAUCUAAGUUCAAAAAAGUAAAGUGAAGGUGCCCUUAUCGGCCACAGCACAAGGAUCCAGGUCGACCCUCAUAAUCAGCUCAGAAACAAGGGAACACGACGGCCAUGAAAAAAAGUACUGGGCCGACAACGACACUGGUUCAAACACUUGGGAAAUCUCCCAAAGCAUUUGUCAACAAUGAGAAAUCCAAUGCCAGGACGAUGAGAACACCCAUCCACUUGAAGUUAGACACUCAGAAAAAUUCUAACAAAAAAAAGAAGAAUGGGACAACGCCAGGACGGAGCGGACACCACGGUCAAGGCCGGAAAGGGAAGCACCUAAGUGGAUCCAAAACACUUAGGAAAUUUUUGGAAAAAAAAAUCCUAAGUGUUAUGAUAGUACAGCAACACCGUGCAGGCCGACCAAGCCACCAGACCGGAAAGGAAGCAACUACGUGGACCCAAAACACUUAGGAAUUUUUUGAAUAAAUCCUAAGUGUUAUGAUAGUAAAGAAACGAUGGCCAGGCCGACCAGGCCACCGGACAGGAUGGACUACCCCACGGACGUAACGGACAAUAGCGGGUGACCCAAGUUGUAACCUUGACACUUAGACAAAUUUCAGAAGUGAAAUGACAAAAGGCAAUAAGCAUACAAGGAAUUCAAAGCCGAAGCAGGACAGCAAAAAUUUCCAUUCAUAAUCAAAUUAGUACAAUGGGGGGCACUUCGGCCAUUACAUCAAUUCGGCAAAAAAUGAAAAGCUAAUUACAAGGGAGCGGGGAGUAGCCGAUCAAGCCUCUUGGGCAUCUCCAUCCGCGGCUGGCUCUUCGACGUCCUCGGCUCCCUCCUCGGCCUCAGCCUCCUAGCCGCCGGCAGCCGCAGCACUGGUGGCAUCGUCGAGGAAAUCAAACUACGUGUAAUCCGGCUCGCCGAGGCCGGAACUCUCAAUGGGGGACUCGCGCUCCGACAGCGGAAGCUUGGCCUGCUCUUCAGGAUCCUUCAUCAGCUUUGGAAGCUUCAGGUUCCGUCUAGCCCACCCAGACGUGUAAUUCAUGGCCUUCAAAGCACGAGAUAGCCGCCGACACAGGAGCCUUUGCAUCCGCUCCUGGCCCAUGUUAUAGUACACGGCCAUCUCUCUGCUGAAAUACUCCUGGUCGGCGGGGGAGUUCAUCCCUCAAUCUUCAAGCCUGGCGGCAACCACCUCAUAGCACCAGGGGAGCCUCUCAUCGGCCUUCCACCCUUCGGCCAGGACCUGCUCAAUGGCCUUAUCAGCAGCCUUCACAGCGACAGCCUCGGCCUCAGCUCUCGCCUUCACGGCUUCCUCGUUCUUGCGCCGCUCGGCCUCAAGCGCCCUUUGGCUCUCUUCGAGUUUGACCAGGGCAUCGUCCCUGGCUGCGGCGGCCUCGUCGGCCUUUUGUUGCAACGCCUUAGCAUCCUCCCGGAGCCGAUCCAGGCAAGCUACCGCCUCAUCGGCCGAGGCAGCCUUCUGCUCCAGCUCUUUCAAACGAGCUAUCUCCCGAUAUUGCCUCUUGUGGCUCUCCAUGAGCAUAAAGGCACUCUGCAGAAAAAAGGAAAACGAAACUCAGGCAAAGGACUCUACACGGACGACGAGAAAAACGACACAUAAGAAGGAAAAUAACUUACUUGGACGAGGAGGUCCAUGCCGCCCUCGUACACCUUCACGUCCCCGAGCUUCUUCAGGUAAGCCCGAUCUUUGGCCGGCAUGGCCUGGGCCAGCACAUCAUGGCCGAGGACGGCAUCGUCAAACACACCCCCGCCGACGGGGUAUUCCACCACCUUCUGGUAGGUGGCAGCGGCGAUCUCCUUGCCAGCCCUCUUCGUCCGUGGCUCAUGAACGAUAGGGAGCGAUUGGGCGGCAUCACUUGGAGCAGCAGUAAGGUCCACGAGGGGACCACUAUCGUCCACGCUCGGGACAGUCAGAGUACUGGCCUCGGUAGCAGGGGAAGGAAACGGUGCCCUCUUCGUCUUCUUGGCGACGUUCAGGCCGGCCUCAGUCAAUUUUUUCUGGCCGUCAGUGGCCGGCCUCUUCUUCUUCGAUUGGGCAGGCUUUGGGGCCGCACCAGCAGUAGCCCCGCUUCCCUCGGCCGCGGCACGUCUGGCCGCCUCGGCCGCCUUAGCAGCCAACUCCUCGGCCGCUUUGGCCUUAGCAAUAGCCAUUAUGGAACGACGAUCCAUGACAAAAUCUACAAAGGAAAAACAACACAUUAGCAAGGAAAAAGAACAAAUCAUAAAGGAAGAAAGCCGAAGAAAUAAUUACCAUCGGCCUCAGCAGGAAUGCCCAAGUCCGGACCGUCGGCCUCUUCGAAGGUGGUGGUCAUCCUCGGCCAGAGUUGGAUGUCAUCCUCCUUAUCGCCAUACACAUGGUAUCUAAAGAAGCCGAGGGCGGUCAUCUUGUAUUCAGUAAUGUAAUCCUUCACGCUCCUCGGUCCCCCUUCCAGGAAAGCCUCCACCUGAGCGUCCAAGAUAGAGCUCUUCGGCGGGUCAUGGAGAUUGAACCUCCCGGUAUGGCCGAGAGAGGGAAACUCGGUGCCACUCUCACCAAGGGAUACAAAAACGAACUUGCUCUUCCACCCAUGAAUGGGCGAAGGCAAGUCCGUGAAGCUCCUCUUCUUCGGCAGCUGUUGAAGAGUAGCAUAGGCCGCACAGUUCUUGUGGCUUCCUCGGCCGAUCUGGUACAGAUUCAUGAAUAGGGCCGUCGUCGGCCUGUAGCCCAGCUCCUCACAGCGGAGCAGAAACCCCACCAUCAAAGAAUAGCUGUUCGGCGUCAGCAAGGCCGGAGGGAGCCCGAUCAUGUCAAGGUAUUCAGUGAUGAAGGGGUGAAGGGGAAACCUCAACCCCUUAGCGAAACUCAUCGGGUAUACUCCAAAGUAUCCCGGUGGCGGAAGAAGAACAUGGUCCGUCGGCCUGGGUGCCCUAACCCGCCCGAACGGCCCCACGUACAUCUGGGCAACAAGGUAGUCGGCCGCGCUGCUCUCCGGCUUAAUCAGGAAGAUAUUUGUGAGAUCCAGAUAGGAGAUGCCAGGCCCACUCUUCGGCCUCCUUAUCCUUUUCGGCUUACCGGCUCCCUUAACGGCGGACACCGGCCUCGAGCACGGAAUAACAGCUGAAGUGGACGCCCCGUCCACCACUCGGGACGCAGCUGCGUCCUCACCUUUUGAAGAUGAGGCGGACUCCUCGUCCUCACCCUCGUCGUCCACCGGCUCUUCGGAUUUGUAGGGACUUAAGUGUUGUAUCUCCUCCUCGAACUCCUCGAGCACCUCAUAGUCGAGUGACCUAGUGGAGGGCUAGUCGUCGUACGGAUAGUAGUCUUCGUUCAAGCUCUUCAUCAUAACUACUACUACGAGCCUAAGGAGAUUAACUUAGGAUCUAAGGGUGUUCAAGCGCCUAACACUAGAUCACUAGCCUAGGAAGCAAAGUAUGAAAAGUGCAGAAGAUUGCGAUGAACACUAACCUUGAACACGAAGAACACGAAGAACAAGCUUGUGAGUUUAUCUCUCUAGAAAAUUGGCCAGCACUUCGACAAAUUCAGAAUACAAAUGAGAGUUUUGGUCGAAGGGGGAGGGGUAUUUAUCGAACCCCCCACCCAACGGUCACUACACGUGACAUCCUCCCAAUGGCCACAUCAACGGCCACCAAUGGGAGGCCACCACGUCACCAACGGGCCAAGCUACAUAUCAACAGCCCACCGGCAAAUCAGACUCUACGGCCUACACGCUUGCCGGCUUUACAAAUGCCAACAAGCGCCCACAACGGCCUACUUGCCUGCAAGAUCACAGAUGUCAGACAAUGAGGGGAUGCCAACGGCUAGGAACGUAAUGAGAGCCCGUAACGACCACAGAACCAAAGGAACAAAGAACCCACAGCCAUCGGCUCCUCGUAAUGACCCUUGAUGAUAACUCUCUACAAGCGAUCUGCGCACAAGGGUUCUCCCACAGGGUUACCUUGGCCAAAAAAUCGCCAUGAGAGUUGGAUUCAGGGGGACUACGGAGAGACCGUUUUGGCCAGGGACUAAAGCAACUCCUUCACCCCUCACGCUCUUCGGCCUGAAGCAGUGGGGGACUGGGGGACUACACCGGCCUCAACAAAACAAAAGGAAAAAAUGCAAACACAAAUGUAACAAAGCAUGGCCACAUCGGCCAUACAUCACACUGCGCCUCGUCGGCCAAAGGCACAUAACGUCAUCAGCAACGGCCAACUGGCCACCUAAGGUAAGGACACUCAUCGUCCUCCGCCAACAGUUAAUCAUGAUGGGCUCUUCGGCCAGGGACACGAAAGCCAGUCAGCUACGGCCAAAAAGAGUGCGCAAGCACCCUUACCGGCCACCCAAAGGAAAGGACGCCAUCGUCCUCGAAGCAAGGAUCAACCUCAACGGCCUCAUUGGCCCAAAGGUAAACUUCAGCCAUCAACGCCCAAGAAAAACGUGCCUUCAACGGCCACCAUGGAAAGCAGGACACUCAUCGUCCCAAAACGAAGACAUCAAGUAAACAACGGCCUCCUCGUCCACAACAAGGAGCAGGUAACGGCCAAGCACGGGAUCACCAAAAUGGAAACAGCGCCAACGCCGCAACAGCUAACGGCCCGGGAAUGCCCGCAUUGGCCAAAAGCACCAAAGCACGGGAAUCUACUCUCCUUCACUUCGUCGGCGUCUCAGCUUAGAGAGUGGGGGACUCCUGAUGGAGUAUAUGGGUCCGAGCCCCCGGACCCACAUACUCGGAAGAACAGAAAGCACAGACACUGAGUGGCGCUCUCGUCGGCCAAGGGACCCCCGUCGGCCGAAAAGGUGUCAACUCAGAUUAUGGUCCUGAGCCCAAGGAGCCCGGGUGCCCUCGUCGGCCGCGCUCUCGUCGGCCGUGCCCUCGUCGGCCACGCCCUCGUCGGCCACGCCCUCGUCGGCCACGAAGACCUCACAGAACCGGAUUUUACACUUACUUAUUUGUACAGCCCAUUAGUGACUUUGUAUUCGGCCCAGUAGCGGUCCAGUUGUAAAUGGGCCUCCCAAGCCCAAGGCUUGGGAGCCCAGCCCGUAUUUUCUCUAUAAAUACUCCCCUUGGGAGUAGUUAUAGGGAUUACAAAUUCAUUCUAUUGAAGCAUAUUAUUGCACUUCUCUCUCUAGCUCUCACUUCUCUCUAGAUAUACUCUAUCAAACAGUUGCAUCCUAGAAAGCCCAAAAAUCGUUGUCAUUAAGAUCUCCCAUGGUGUCUUCCAAAGAGCGACGACAAUCGAUUCACCACGCCAAAAAAACAAGCUUCACCGUCGUCCUUAGCCAGAAAAGCGGAGAAGACCACCUGCGAGAAAAGAGCGGAGAAGAAAAUGGGGGAGUGGGUGCGUUGAUUUUCUGUGGGAGGGAGACUGGCGCGUGUGGGAUUGAGGUGGGGAAACAUGUCUUCUUGUUGGCUUUUGGAUUAGAAACAUUGAUAUGAAGAAUUGCAAGAAUUACCUUCUCACAUCUUAGAUGAUCGGCUAACAAGGCUGUUCAUGUCAUAGUAAGGGUGGCGGAUACUAUAACUGAUUGCCGAAUUUAAUUAUUUAAUCCCUCUAGCUCUAUUAGCGAUGUACCCUAUUAAAAUUUAAUCAAUACUAGUUGAGUUGUUAUAUUGCAAAAGAUAAUGUAUUGUAAAAAAAUUAAAAUUACUUUAAAAUCCGGUUUUUUAGGUUAACUAAUGUUUCAUCGACCCACCUCUAGACUAAGGUUUCCUAUGUUGGGCGGGAUAUUUUGGUUUUCAC
Messenger RNA from Cuscuta europaea, 13544 nucleotides. The record is from the annotation of a GenBank genome assembly. NCBI's taxonomy places the organism in Eukaryota, Viridiplantae, Streptophyta, Magnoliopsida, Solanales, Convolvulaceae.